Molecule: messenger RNA, 531 nt
Organism: Scedosporium apiospermum
Lineage: Eukaryota; Fungi; Ascomycota; Sordariomycetes; Microascales; Microascaceae
Exons: 2
Coding region: 1-531 (176 amino acids)
Source: RefSeq, a predicted model, not a curated record
AUGGCUAAUCAACAUAUGAGUACGAUUGAGCAGACCAUUUCAGGUAGCUUUGGCGGUACACUUAACCUGCCAAAGAUAUUCGAUAUCGGUGUGGAGGCCGGAUAUUCAUACACAUGGUCAACUUCUGAUGAGACAUCCACUUCCAGCACGGUGAUUUGCCCAGAGGGCGGGUAUACUUGCGGCAUGAUGGUCAAACCCAUCGUCGUGAAAAUCACGGGCGAGGUUUCAGAUGCCAGAGGUUGCCUCGUGACAGACGGGUCUGUCUACUACCCGUUCGAGAUUAUUGCUCCUUUCAAGGAGGGAGACAAUGACCCGCCCGAUAAGCUGAGAGCCGCAAUGGAAUUCAGCGCGUGCGUGCUGGACUGCGCGACGGCUGAGAGCUGCACCAAAUCUUUCGAAAUAGGUAUACCCCAGUGCCCGUCUGAGAGAGCCCCCGGGCAGUUUAGGAAUCACUUUGGAGGAACGCCAGGGUAUAUCUCGGUGGAUGAGGCCAAUGCGAAUGUUGACAAGAUUCGAAAUGGCGGUGGUUGA